This is a messenger RNA of Trichobilharzia regenti, 1210 nucleotides long. Lineage: Eukaryota; Metazoa; Platyhelminthes; Trematoda; Strigeidida; Schistosomatidae. The record is from the annotation of a GenBank genome assembly.
UCACACUGUUAAUAUCUUAAUUGCACAACAGCUUCAUAACAAUCUGAAAAGAGAUUCAAAGAAACAGAUACAUACAGUGAUGAAAACAAUAUCUAUCCUGUUGACAACUCACCUAUUUCUUAGCAUUACACUUGCAGCAUCCAUUGAUGGACAGUCAGUUAAUGGUGGAAUGUACACAUAUAAUAAUUCAGUCAGUCUACCAAUACCUUUAUCUAUAGAAAAUAAUUCAAGUCAAAAUAAUAUGAAUAACAUACCGAAUAAAAAAGACGUGGAGAGUAUAGCAGCAUCAAAGCCAAGCAGUGAUGAUGAUGAUGAUGCAGUCAGUCAAUUUCAAAUGCCUUUUUUGAUACUUGAUAAGUCAUUGGAACAAUUACAGCAUACUAUACAACGAGAAAUUUCACAUAACCAACCAUCUCAAAUAGAAACUUCAGAAAUGGAAGGUAAGAGUAAUAAGAAUUUAGAUGAACAUAACAAUUCAACACAACACCAAUUUAUAUUACAAAUACAAGGACCAAACCAAAAACAACUUGCAGUUCAAACACAACAUGCAAGUAAUCAAAAUAUAAAACCAAAGCGUGUACAAACACAAAUACAAUAUGCUCAGCAGAUAUAUCAACCAAUAAGUGGAACUAAUGAAAGCAAAGAGUCGUCAAAUAUAUAUCAAGAGCAAUUUCAAAAACCAAUCAGCACAUCAGAAACACACCAAAAAAUCGAAAAUGAAAAAAAUGAAAUCCACAAAAAUGAACAAACCCAAACAAACAUUGAAAACAAGACGAUAAAGACAGUUGGACAUCAACUAUCUCACAACUCACAACAACCGGGACCACUUCCCAUGAUUCCAGUUCUCGGUCCCGAUGUAGACGGGAUGAAUCCACCUCCUCACCAGAUGAACGCAUCGCCAGUCGGACAACCACCAUCUCACAACUCACAACAACCGGGACCACUUCCCAUGAUUCCAGUUCUCGGUCCCGAUGUAGACGGGAUGAAUCCACCUCCUCACCAGAUGAACGCAUCGCCAGUCGGACAACCACCAUCUCACAACUCACAACAACCGGGACCACUUCCCAUGAUUCCAGUUCUCGGUCCCGAUGUAGACGGGAUGAAUCCACCUCCUCACCAGAUGAACGCAUCGCCAGUCGGACAACCACCAUCUCACAACUCACAACAACCGGGACCACUUCCCAUGAUACAAGGGGAGAGUUGUGAAUGA